AUGGGUGGCUACGAAAGUGUAAGCAUCUUCGUCUACGUGCUGGGCGGAGUGGUUGCUGCAAUAUUUGUCGUCAUAUGCCUUUGCAUCUGCAAAACCCAAUGUUGUGCAAACAGCAGCACAAAGAAACGUGGCUACAAGAAGCGUUCCCGUCCGGAUUUCUUCGGCUAUCACCACGACCCUUCUUUUGGCUGGACGACGGACAUUGAAGGCGGUUAUGGGAGCAGCCAUUCUGAUGGCAGCUUUCACGACACUGUUGGCAAUGGUGGCGGAGAUUGUGACAGCGGUGGAGUUGGUGACAGUGGUGGAGGGGGUUGUGACAGUGGCGGAGGGGGUUGCGACAGUGGCGGAGGGGGUUGUGACAGUGGGGGAGGGGGUUGUGACAGUGGGGGAGGUGGCUGUGACAGCGGCGGAGGUGGCUGUGACAGCGGCGGAGGCUGCGACUGA
Ixodes scapularis (black-legged tick) is the source of this 444-nucleotide messenger RNA. Its product is annotated as TATA-binding protein-associated factor 2N-like. Lineage: Eukaryota; Metazoa; Arthropoda; Arachnida; Ixodida; Ixodidae. The coding region runs from base 1 to 444 and encodes 147 amino acids. The transcript has a single exon. The record is from RefSeq and is a predicted model, not a curated record.